Papaver somniferum (opium poppy) is the source of this 1023-nucleotide messenger RNA. RefSeq lists its product as uncharacterized. The coding region runs from base 1 to 1023 and encodes 340 amino acids. The transcript has a single exon. The record is from RefSeq and is a predicted model, not a curated record. NCBI's taxonomy places the organism in Eukaryota, Viridiplantae, Streptophyta, Magnoliopsida, Ranunculales, Papaveraceae.
AUGUAUGCCGUUAUGAAGUGUCUUUGUAAAGGUAUCCCACCCGAUAGCAUUGAUGAUUAUACCUGUAUGGCUGCUUCUACUACUUACUAUUAUAUUAAGAAGUUUUGUGAUGCAAUUAUGUUUUGGUUUAAUGCGGAAUACAUGAGACGUCCAACUGUGAAUGAUGUGGAGUGGCUGAUGAAGGAAAACGCAUCUAGAGGCUUUCCAGGAAUGCUUGGUAGCCUGGACUGUAUGCAUUGGGGUUGGAGGGUGUGUACACAAGACGAGGAGGGAACAUACACAUGCCACAAAAGCUUACCCACAUGUGUUCUUGAGGCGGUUGCUUCAUACGAUAGGUGGUUUUGGCAUGGGUAUUUUGGAGUGGGUGGAUCCAACAAUGAUCUUAAUGUUUUGAAGUCCUCUAAUUUGUUUGAUGACAAUCUCAAUGGUAUUGCACCACCUUGUCAUUUUACUAUCAAUGGGAACCAGUACACGCAGGGGUAUUAUUUAGUGGAUGAAAUUUAUAAGAGUUACUAUGUGUUAGUCCAAGCUUACGGUGCACCCAGUGGUAUUCCAAUUCUCGAGUUAUUUAACAAAUAUCAAAUGGCAAAGAGGAAAGAUGUGGAACAUGCAUUUGGGACACUGCAAAGUAAAUUUAGGAUCCUUUACCAUAGAUGUAACUACUGGGAAAAGCAAGAUAUGAAAUCGAUCAUGAGAACAUGCUUGAUAUUGCAUAAUAUCGUUGUAGAGGAUGAACAUCGUGACCCGGAGUGGAAUUAUGUGUCAGACCCACCACAUGCACCUAUAGUAGGAUACCCGAGGCAGACAAGCGAGGCAUUAAAAAACCCAGUUCUCCAGGAGAGACUUCGUACGAAUCUUGCAGGUCAUAUAUGGGAAUGCCAUGGUCAAGGUCUAAGGGAUGGUGAAAUGCCUGGAGAUGCGAUAGACAAUGAGCUGGAUUCGGGAGAAGACACGGACGAGGUUGAUGUUGAUCAAGACCAUUACGACCCAGAAGGACUUUUGUUGGACUCCGAUUCAGAAUGA